GCGCUGAGGAGUGGGCGGGGCCGCCGGGCGCGCGCUCCCUUGGCUCGCUCGUGCGCAGGCGCGCGCUGAAGGCGGGUGCGCCGGGCCUUUCCGCCUGGCCGCUGCUGAGGAGAGCUGAUGGCGCGAAGAGGCGGGAGAGCUGCCGCCGCCGCUUCUAUCGGGCCGCUUGGCUUGAGGCCCUGAGGCGACGCCGGGCUCCAUCGCCAUCCCUGGACGCCGGCCCGCGCCCGCCAGGAGCCCCGCCGAGCGGCUAGCGGAGGGGGCGCGGAGGAAAGCACCGCCGCGUAGAGAAGGGAGGACCUCGCCUGGGGCGUCUUCGUCUGGGCAGCCCUCGGAGCCCUCCGGGGAGGCCUGUUUCAGACAACCAAUGAGUAUCACCAGUGAUGAUGUCAGAAAGUAAACCAACCAUUUCCUGCCCGUUCCAGUUUUUACAAACUUGUAUGAUGCAAAGGCUACAAUUCAACAUCCCAAAAACAUUGAUUUUAAAACUGUCUAGAUGAUUGUUGUUGCUUUGGUUGUGCUCUAUGCAAGCAGAAACCUUUUCCAAGGUUUACAGCUGACCUUUGAACAGCACAUUCUGUGUUUGCUACAAACCUUGGGAGUUAGCAGCAUGGGCAAUUCCUGUGUUUGUCGAGAAGACAGUGGUGCAGAAGAGAAUGCAGAAUCCAGGAAUCACCAGGCAGAGAACAGCAGAAUGCCUGUACCUGAAACAAGGAGCCAUCAGAGAGACCCAGUACGGCCCCCCCGGCGGGGGCGGGGGCCACAUGAACCCAGAAGGAAAAAGCAUAAUGUCGAUGUGUUAGUCCUUGACACACUGGCAGUAAUUCGGACCUUAGUAGACAAUGAUCAGGAACCUCCUUAUUCGAUGAUGACCUUGCAUGAAAUGGCAGAAACAGAUGAAGGAUGGCUGGAAGUUGUCCAGUCCUUAAUAAGAGUUAUUCCAUUAGAAGACCCCUUGGGACCAGCUGUUAUAACUUUACUCUUGGAUGAGUGCCCAUUACCAACCAAAGAUGCAUUGCAGAAAUUGACGGAAAUAUUAAAUUUAAACGGAGCAGUGGCUCUCCAGGAUGCCUGCCAUCCCGCCAAGCAUCGGAACACCACUGCAGUCCUGGGCUGUUUGGCAGAAAAGCUCGCAGGCCCGGCAAGUGUAGGUUUACUCAGCCAAGGAAUCUUGGAGUACUUAUUGCAGAGCUUGGAGUUCCAGUCCCAUCCGACAGUCAUGCUUUUUGCACUAAUCGCCCUGGAGAAGUUUGCGCAAACAAGUGAGAAUAAAAUGACAGUUUCUGAUACCUGCAUCAGUGAUCAGCUUAUUUUGUUAGAGAAAUGGACCAAUAAUCCAGACUACUUAAAACGCCAAGUUGGAUUCUGUGCUCAGUGGAGUUUAGACAAUCUCUUUUUGAAAGAAGGCAGACAGUUUACCUACGAGAGAGUCGACCUGGCCAAUGUGAGGGCUAUGCUGAAUAGCAAUGAUGUCAGUGAAUAUCUGAAGAUCUCACCGCACGGGUUGGAGGCCCGAUGCGACGCUUCGUCUUUUGAAAGUGUCCGAUGCACCUUCUGUGUAGAUUCCGGAGCUUGGUACUAUGAAGUCACCGUCAUUACUUCCGGAGUGAUGCAGAUAGGAUGGGCUACUAAAGACAGCAAGUUUCUCAAUCACGAAGGUUAUGGUAUUGGGGAUGAUGAAUACUCCUGUGCUUACGACGGCUGCCGGCAGCUGAUCUGGUAUAAUGCCCGAAGUAAACCACAUUCUCACCCAUGCUGGAAGGAAGGUGACACUAUAGGAUUUUUACUGGACUUGCAAGAGAAGAAGAUGGUUUUUUAUUUAAAUGGGCACCAGCUUCCUGCUGAGAAGCAAGUCUUUUCAUCAGCUAUUUCCGGCUUCUUUGCUGCAGCUAGUUUCAUGUCCUAUCAACAGUGUGAGUUCAACUUUGGAGCAAAGCCUUUCAAGUAUCCGCCCUCUGCAAAAUUUAACACCUUUAACGAUUAUGCGUUCCUGACAGCGGAAGAGAAAAUCAUUUUGCCAAGACAUAGACGCCUGGCCUUGUUAAAGCAAGUGAGCAUUCGAGAAAAUUGCUGUACGCUUUGCUGCGACGAGAUAGCUGACACAGAACUGAGGCCUUGUGGACACAGCGAUCUGUGCAUGGAAUGUGCCUUGCAACUGGAAACCUGCCCUUUGUGUCGGCAAGAAAUUCAGACCCGCGUCCGACAGAUCGCUCACAUUUCAUGACACGGGGAGAAAGUCUCUUGGGGAUUUGCCUCCGGACCAUUCCAUCCAGCGUCAGAAGAAAGCCAGCUCAAAACGAACUCCAUCUCGCUUCCCCCCUUCCCCCCCCCCCCGGCCGAAGCCCAGCCUCAUCCCCAUAAGGACCAGAGAUGGAAGCCUGUUGGAUUGCUGCACCGUCUCGUCAUCGCGAGAUGCUUUCGUUUAGCAGUCAUGAAAUUUAGUGGUGAAAGCUGACUUAACUGUUUAAUUUAUCCUCAUUCAAGACUGCUAGGGAAGCCUUCUUCAUUCCUUUCUCUGGUUAAUUUUUGCCUCUCCUUCUCAACUCUUUCCACUUAACACACUGAAGACUUUGCACUGGAAACAUUGAAUGCAUAAUCUCCUAAAACGGGGAUGUAGCUGUUUCCCAAAGCCUUUGUUUUGGCAGCCAUUAUGCAUUUUUUUUAUUACUUUGUCACUAUAGUUUCCUGCUGGUCAGAGUACAACCCCUCUCUCUAUAUUUUGGACUGUUUAGCAUAGAAAUGUUAAAAGAGACUUGAAAUCUACAUGAAGAAACUGAUUUUUGAGGAAAAUUAGUUAUUUUCAUUUGUAAUAUUUCUAAUUCCUUCAAUUUCAGUACCUGCAAUUUUGUGAAAAAGAAAAACUAAUUUUCAGGAGGAAUUCUUAUAAAUGCAGCCACAGACUGGAGAUAGUUUGAUAUUCUAGGUAUUUUUAAGGUACCAUUGAUCAUUGCUUUUUUAAAAAAACAACAACAACCCCAAUCUGUUCUCGCAAGUUCUGUACAUUUUGAAAAUACUGAGCUAUGGAUCUUAAGAUCUGGGAAGAAUAUGGAGCAAAUGUGUUAAUAUUGUUUUGAAGAAAUACAUGUUUGAAUAGCAAA
Crotalus tigris (Tiger rattlesnake) is the source of this 3098-nucleotide messenger RNA. RefSeq names its product ring finger and SPRY domain containing 1 (gene RSPRY1). Gene Ontology annotation, molecular function: ubiquitin-protein transferase activity; protein binding. Gene Ontology annotation, cellular component: cytoplasm. Lineage: Eukaryota; Metazoa; Chordata; Lepidosauria; Squamata; Viperidae. The coding region runs from base 497 to 2224 and encodes 575 amino acids. The record is from RefSeq and is a predicted model, not a curated record. The transcript is spliced from 15 exons.